AUGCUGGAUAUUAUUCGUACAUCAUUUCUUAUUAUUUUUGGAAUAAUAGUGGUGUUCAGAAUGCUGAACAUCAAUCUGGCAUCCUGGUUGUUCCGUAAAAUUGAAUUUCCAUACAUAGAAGAUGAAGUAAUUCAACAAUACAUCGACAAAAAUUCAAAGAAAGAAUUAAAAGAUCUUGUUUUUGUUAACAGAUUGACAGAUGAUCAAGUAUGUGAACUUUGGAAUUUCAAAUCACUUAAAAACCAAUUAAAUAUUUUUGUAAUUGGUAUUCUUCUAUCCAUUGGAAUUUUAAUAGCACGCAUACCAAAUCUCCAAGUAUCUAUGGAUCUUAUUUCUUACUUUGGACUCUUUACUUUCCUAUUCAUUUUCGUAUUUUUAUUUAGAUACGCGUCAAUCACAGCAUCUACGUUCAAAACAACAAGAUAUGGUUGUAUUAAGUUUUCUUUAUUAAUUUCGAUUGGUAGUUACUUCGUUUUCAGUUGGAUUCCUCUUUAUGGACUUGAUAUCCGCGAAUAUGUCUAUACUUGGAUAGAAAUGCCUCCUAGAUUGGCAAAUAUUUGUCUAUCUUGCAUUGUCUUCCUAGUUUCUUACGCAUUGGCUUAUCCCAGCUACAUUUACUUUAAUACUUACAGAACAUGUUCAUCAAUUGAAAAAGAAGUCGGAAAAUGGAAGCACUGCUUCGACACCUACAAAGAAUAUGUUAGUAAAGUUCAAAAUACCCAGACAACGUGUUAUAUUUCGAUGCCAGUUCCAACAAUAAUACUUUUCUUCAUCCGCAGAUUCUUUGUUGGAUAUAGUAUUGAUUAUUACUUAGAUAUUGUUUAUGUUUUCAUUGAAUUUUUCAUGGCAUUUUAUUUACUUAAAUUUACAGAAAUUGAGCUUCGAAUGCUUGUUAAUGAUAAUUGUCGCUACUUAACUGCAUUCGAAACAAAUAAAUUAGAAUCAGAUGGUCGAAAAUUUCAGAAAUCUUUAGGUGAAACAAUUCAUCUUCUGCCGACCACCGCAAUGUCAUUACUUGCCUAUCCUCUUCUUGUUGUUACUUGUUGCAUUGCUUUCGGAACUUCUUUCUUGGUCGAAGGAUUUUCUCAAGAGGUUUUAAGAUAUGGUUCAAUUUUCUUAUUGGCAUUGAUGGAAAUAGUUACAGCAAUGAAUAAGGUUGCUUGUUUGUUUAUAGAGUAA
Molecule: messenger RNA, 1179 nt
Organism: Trichomonas vaginalis G3
Lineage: Eukaryota; Parabasalia; Trichomonadida; Trichomonadidae
Exons: 1
Coding region: 1-1179 (392 amino acids)
Source: RefSeq, a predicted model, not a curated record